Molecule: messenger RNA, 899 nt
Organism: Biomphalaria glabrata
Lineage: Eukaryota; Metazoa; Mollusca; Gastropoda; Planorbidae
Product: serine/arginine-rich splicing factor 10-like
Exons: 9
Coding region: 96-728 (210 amino acids)
Biological process (GO): mRNA splicing, via spliceosome
Cellular component (GO): cytoplasm; nuclear speck
Molecular function (GO): RNA binding
Source: RefSeq, a predicted model, not a curated record
GGCUUAUUUUAUAAUCGCUGUGCAUUGACGACGACGCCAUAUUGAAAAGCUUUCUGUUCCUCAAAACUUGUGCUUUAACCUUUUUUUUUAAAUUGAUGAGAAUGUCCCGUUACUCCAGACCACCGAAUUCUUCUCUCUAUGUCAGAAAUGUUCCAGAUGGCACACGCCCAGAAGAGUUGAGAGCCAUGUUUGGAAAGUAUGGACCCAUCACAGAUGUUUAUGUUCCUUUGGAUUAUUAUACCAGGCGUCCUCGUGGAUUUGCCUAUGUGCAGUUUGAAGAUCCUCGAGAUGCUGAUGAUGCAUUAUAUCAUUUGGAUCGUACACGAUUUUAUGGCAGAGAAUUGGAGAUUGAAUUUGCCAGAGGGGAUAGAAAGUCACCUGGCCAAAUGAGAGGAAAAGAAAGGUCCAGAAGAUCACCAUACUCAAGAUAUGAUGACUAUGACCGUAGGCGGAAUCGAUCACGAAGCCGUAGCCCUAGGUACAGAUCUCAUUCUCGCAGCCCUUACUCUAGCAGAAAUAGAUCUCGUUCUAGGAGUCCUUACAGAAGUAGCAGGCGAAGUCGUACCAGAAGCAGAACACCUAAGAGAGACAGAACAUAUAGUCGUUCCAGAAGUCACUCUGGGUCUUAUGACAGAAAGAAAGAAAAUGGUUCCAGAAGCAGAUCAAAGACAAGAUCACCAGCUAAAUCGGACAAAGAAGAAGAAAGAGAAGAAUCUCCAGCAGAAUAAAAAGCUUUCAAAUAGAAAAUGUUUCAUUCAUUUGACAUUGUACAUUGACCAUAUCCAUCUUUCACUUUGACCUGUGUAAUUUUAAAAGUGUUAAAUGUCCAUAUGAGUUAUCUUAAAAACUUACUGUAAAGGCUUGGAUAGAAACCAUUACAGCUUGCUUGUAUUUUAAAA